This is a messenger RNA of Herpailurus yagouaroundi (jaguarundi), 1403 nucleotides long. RefSeq names its product asparagine--tRNA ligase, cytoplasmic-like. The record is from RefSeq and is a predicted model, not a curated record. Lineage: Eukaryota; Metazoa; Chordata; Mammalia; Carnivora; Felidae. Gene Ontology annotation, cellular component: cytoplasm. Gene Ontology annotation, molecular function: asparagine-tRNA ligase activity; ATP binding. The transcript has 3 exons. Gene Ontology annotation, biological process: asparaginyl-tRNA aminoacylation. The coding region runs from base 52 to 420 and encodes 122 amino acids.
UAAUGAAGGCUUAUUUCACCGCAGGAUAUCCCAGAAGCUCCUGAGAGACUGAUGACGGACACCAUUAAUGAGCCCAUCUUGCUAUGUCGAUUUCCCGUAGAGAUCAAGUCCUUCUACAUGCAGCGAUGUCCUGAGGAUUCCCGCCUUACAGAAUCUGUGGAUGUGUUGAUGCCAAAUGUUGGUGAGAUUGUGGGAGGCUCAAUGCGUAUCUGGGAUAGUGAAGAAAUGCUGGCGGGUUAUAAAAGGGAAGGGAUUGACCCCACUCCCUACUACUGGUACACAGAUCAGAGAAAAUAUGGCACAUGUCCUCAUGGCGGAUAUGGCUUGGGCUUGGAACGAUUCUUGACCUGGAUUCUGAAUAGGUAUCACAUCCGAGACGUAUGCUUAUACCCACGAUUUGUCCAGCGUUGCAAACCAUAACUGAUUCCUCCAGAAACAUUAAGCAAAGAAUACAGUUUAUGAAAGGAACAGACUGCCUCUUUCAAAAAAAAAGCCAAAAUCUUCCCUUUUUUAUUCCAUUCAUGUUUAUCUAUUUCUUUUUUCUCUACCACCAAAAGCAAUCCAAAUCAUUUGAAUAUCAAGUAACAUCCAUAUUGUCUUUGGUUUUUUUUGGUAUUGUCAUUUAAAAAAACAAUAUCCAUCAGAAAGUUUGGGGGAAACAUGUGGCAUGUAACACUACAGUUAUAAAUCCAUUUCAGCAUUUUUAUCUAAUUAUAGGUUAUAAUUUUUGCAUCAUUUAUGCCGCAUAUAUACUUAAACAGGUUUUAAUUAUGGACUAAGACAUUCCAGUAACUUAAUCGUUUCGUCCUGUUAAGUGUAACUGGAAUUCUUUAAUUUAUGUCAUUUUAUUGUAUCCAUGAGUUAGAACAUCUUGGGGGAAAAUUAACAGUGUGGUGUAAAAAUCUGCUAGUAUUAGAACAAUGUGAUUCAAUAAUAGAUACUGGAAUCAAACACACUUUUGCAUUGGUUAUUAAUCUUUUCUAAUUGUGUAGAGCUGCUUAUAAUUCUGAAGCAUAUGAAUUGGUGUGGAAGAAUUUGUAAAAAUGGAAUUGCCCUAAACAAUUUGAAGCUACGGCAAAAAAAAUUUUUUUUUUUUGCUUCCUAGCGUUAGGUUAAGCUAAAGAGGCAGUGAGCUUCCCUCUUUCCUGGUAAUUUCUAAGUAAUUAAGAAUAAAGAAAUUCCGAAAGAAUUUGCAGCUGGAAUCUUAAUGACAAUUGUACGUGGCUGUCUGAGUCUUCCCACACUGUGUCUUUAGAUCUAAUCUGUGUUACCUUAUUAACUCCUAGCAGGCUUAUUGAAUGCCUUCAUUUCAGAUUUGGUUAAUUUCUCUCCCAAAAUGCAUGUCAUGUAUUCUCAAUAGGCUGUAUUCCCAGCAAUCAAUAAAUGGACACACAUAAAAACUA